CCUCUCGGCUCAUGAUAAGGAAACAAUAGUCCGUUCGUACAUCAGAGUGCAGCUGAGUUUCGCCAGUUCUGCAUCGUACAUUUCAGCAAGAAAGAGAAGUUAGAGACUUCACGAAAAUCUGACUUGUUUAAGCGAUUGGUGUGUGCUCUUGUGAGGCCAGCCCUUCCCCAUGGACAGAGGAAGGGGGUUCGGCUACCGGGGGCGUGGCCGUGGACGCGGCAACUUUGGCGGGAGGGGUGGGCAGCGUGGUGGAUGGAGGGGCAGAGGAGGUGGCGAUCCGCAGGAUAGAAAUGGACAAGCCAGCGGCAACUCGGAAAGACGGCGGGACAGGGUCAUCAGACCGAUCGGGUACCGGAGGUUACAGGAACUGUGUGAGAAGGACCCGAAAGAGGUCGUUCUGACGUUAGUGGAGCGGACUAGCGGAUGUAAGGAACUUCUAGACGAGACCUCCAUCAGAAAAGACCUGGUGGCACUGCUACUCCGCGUUCUCGCACGAGCCUGUGACUGUUCGUCUUCUCCUGAGAACACCAUGAAGCUGUUGGUGAUGGUCCGCUACUCCAAGUUCCUGACCGGGGCCCUUGCGAUGUACUUCGCGGUAAUGCCGGCAGAGAGCUCGUACCACGCACAGCAGGAGUUCCAAGAACCAAUCAAAUGUGCUCUCCGGUUGUUCCGUGAGCUCCUGGACAGGUCUGCCAGUUCCCACAUUGAGGUAGGGGUCCCUUUGGCAGUGUUAGGGACUACUAUAAACACUCUCAGAGCAGUAAGCACUGUUGUGGACGACGACAUAGAGAUAGGCCUGGCGGAGGUUGAAUCGCGCAGAGACGCCAUUAUUGAAGCCACGCACAGAGGAGCGGUUUUAAGAGACGACGACGGAACACUUGCCACACGUCUGGACCGACAACUUCAGCUCGAGACGCCUCCAGACGACUUCAGGGAACUGUCGGUCAUCCCGACUUUCGAAGACAUCCACACUGACAAGGAACCGUUUCUUCGCCCCAACAUCGUCCGUGGCCGCUACCCUGACGUGGACACGUAUCUGGACGUCCAGUUCAGGCUGCUGCGAGAAGACUUCGUACGGCCUCUACGAGAGGGUAUUUCGGAGUUCCUGGACAUGCGUAGACGGGGACUGGGCCAUGAUCGCCGGCUCCAAGACAUCCGUGUCUACCAUGACGUCCACGUGGUUCACCCCAUCUGCACGAACAGUGGCAUCGUCUACAGGAUCCAGUUCGACGCUGCAAGACUCCGAGGGGUUCGCUGGCGCUCCACAAAGCGUCUCAUUUUCGGCUCCCUCCUCUGCCUCUCCAAAGACGAGUUCAAGACCAUGUUCUUCGUGACGGUCGCAAACCGCGACCCAAAACAGCUGGAACAGGGGUCCGUAGAAGUUCGGUUCGAACAGAACCUCGAAGCCGCAUCAGCCAUCAGCCCCACUGAGACGUUCAUCAUGGUAGAGACAUCUGCCUACUUCGAAGCCUACCGACACGUCCUGAAAGGUCUUCAAGAGGUUCGGCAGAACACAAUGCCGUUCACCAAGUACAUCGUGGACUGCGACUGCGCCAACGGCGUGAAUCCACCGGCCUAUCUAAGAGGGAGGUUCGGGGCGGACGAAGAGGUCGUUGAUGUAUACGACGACAACAACCCACAUUUUGGUAGAUCUCGGGCAGUUCCUAUUCUACGAGAGGAUAGGUGGCCUUCUGCUGAUGCUCUGCAUCUUGACGACUCCCAAUAUCAAGCCGUGAAGAUGGCACUGACGAAAGAGUUCUCUGUUAUCCAGGGCCCACCAGGAACUGGCAAAACUUACAUCGGGCUCAAGAUCGUUCAAGCUCUGCUGAAGAACAAGAGCGUGUGGCUGAGGAAUCAAGAUCUGCAGAACAGCCCAACCAGGCCCAUCCUUGUGGUUUGUUACACAAACCAUGCCCUGGAUCAGUUCCUAGAAGGCAUUUCUGAGUUCCACCCAACAGGCAUUGUGAGAGUGGGAGGUCGAAGCCGUAGUGAGAAGAUGGAGCAGUUCCAACUGAAGACCAUCCGGUUCAGUAAGAGGAAGGAUAGAAAAGUCCCUCGGUACAUCCACGAGGGCGGUGCAGAGGCAAGGAAUGACAUGCAACGCUAUCAGCAACAGAUGGAGAUGGCUGUAGCACAGAUGAUGGCGACGCAAAGAGGACUCAUUCACGAAGAUGCUCUGAUGCCGUUCAUGGAGGAAAACCACAAAGACACAUUGAUGAACAUGUGGCUCGUGGCCAACGACGAUGCAUUUGGGUGGUCCGGUGCUGAACAGAAGGGCUCUGUAAUGGUGCAGUGGCUUUGCCUCACGGGAACUGUCUUCAUACUGCCAACAGAAGAUGGGCAAAACCAACCCGAAGAAGGGGACGAAGAGGAGGAAGCGGUGGAGCAAGAAGACGAGGAAAUCGACGUCAUGGAAGAAGCCGACUUGUUGGAGGAACAGCGUUUGCUGGACGACGAUGAGCUGCCCUACGGCCAUAGCAAGAGGGGGAGGGCAAAGAAAAAUGUCGUUGCCGUGGAUCUCGCACUCGAUGUGGAAGCGCUACAGCUACAGGAACACCAGGCAGGAAACCAGGGUGAAUGGCAGGUACAAACUAACGCAAAGAAGAAGAAACAGAGAGUGAAGCAUGAGCUCAGCAAGACAGACAUGAUGACCGACACUGAAGUUCGCCACGUCCAAAAUGUCUGGACGUUGCAGCCACGCGACCGAUGGCGCCUCUAUCGUCACUGGGUGGCCAAGUACUGUGCCAAGUACAAGGAUUCAAUCAAAGACUAUGAGCGAGAGUACGAACGCGCGGCUAAACGUCUCACGGAGUUCCAGAGCCAAGAGGACGGGGAGAUAAUGAAAGAAGCAACCGUCAUCGGAAUGACCACUACUGGUGCUGCCAAACACCAAUCACUUCUGCAAGACAUCAAGCCUUCUAUCAUAGUUGUAGAGGAGGCAGCAGAAGUUCUGGAGGCCCACAUCGUCACAACGCUGUCUCAGCAGUGCCAACACCUCAUCCUUAUCGGCGAUCACCAGCAGCUCCGUCCCAACCCAACCGUCUACCAACUGGCAAAGAAAUACAACAUGGACAUCUCCCUGUUCGAGCGAAUGGUAAAGAACGACAUGCAGUGUCAGCGGCUUCAGUCUCAGCAUCGCAUGCGGCCAGAGUUCGCUCGGCUCCUGACGCCGCACAUCUACGAGUCGCUGGACAACCACGAAUCGGUGCUCAACUUCGACAACAUCAAGGGCGUCUCGUCCAACAUGUUCUUUGUGGAUCACAGCUACUGGGAAGCGCACGACACCGACACAAAAAGCCGGUCCAACAUGCACGAGGCUCGAUUCAUGGCCAGCUUCUGCCGCUACCUGCUUCAGCAAGGAUACAGGCCGUCCCAAAUCACCAUCCUCACCACGUACACGGGCCAACUCUUCAACUUCAAGAAGGUCAUGCCGCGGCAGGUCUUCGAGGGUGUUCGCGUCUGCGCCGUGGACAACUUUCAGGGAGAGGAGAACGACAUCAUCCUGCUGUCACUAGUGAGGAGCAAUGACGAGGGCAACGUGGGAUUCCUCAAGGUUGAGAACCGAGUUUGUGUUGCUCUCUCCCGAGCAAAGAAGGGUUUCUACGCCAUAGGAAACCUGACAAUGUUGGCGGAGGCAAGUCCUUUGUGGAGCAAGAUCAUCAAAGAACUCAGAGAGCAACACUGUGUGGGGACCCACCUUAACCUGUGCUGCCAGAACCAUCCCGACAGCAGGAUUCCUGCGGCCACCGACAAGGACUUUAACAAGGCGCCAGAAGGUGGCUGCAUGCGGCCCUGUGAAUUCAGGUUGAAGUGCGGCCAUGUGUGCACAAGCGUUUGCCACCCAACAGAUCCUGAACACGAAGAGUACAGGUGCAAGAAACCGUGUCCUAGAGUCCUGUGUGACCUUGGUCACAGGUGUACGAAGCUCUGCUCUCAGCCAUGCGGCGACUGCAAGGUGCUUGUGGAGAAGACCAUUCCAAGAUGUCAACACAAGCAGAAGAUCCCAUGCUCCACGUCUCCAAAUGUGUUCAAAUGCCAGGCGCCAUGUGACAAGCCCCUGCCUUGUGGCCACGACUGCAAGAACAAGUGUAGCCAAGAGUGCAGCAUUCCCUGCAUGGAGAUGGUACCACAUCUGCUCCGGUGCGGCCACACCAUCCAAGCGGCCUGUUCAGCCAAAAAGGAAGACCUGGUCUGCAACACCCCGUGUUCACAGCCAUUAAAGUGCGAGCACGUUUGUGCAGGUACAUGCGGCCGCUGCAAGCAAGGGAGGCUGCACCAGCCGUGUAUUCAUCCAUGUAACCGUGUGCUUGUCUGCUCCCACCAGUGCACGGCGCCGUGCACACGAAAUUGUCCUCCAUGCAGCAAACGUUGUGAGAACCGCUGCAUCCACAGCCGCUGCCCACACGAGUGCGGGAAGCCAUGCGUACCAUGCCAGGAGCCCUGUGAGUGGAGAUGCAAACAUCACAAGUGUAACAAGCCCUGUGGUGAGCCCUGCGAUCGACCUCGUUGUGACCGACCCUGCCAGAAGACCCGACGCUGCCGCAAGUGCAAGAAAGACCAGCCAUGCAUCGGUAUGUGUGGGGAACCAUGCCCGGACAAGUGCCCUGAUUGUGACCGUGAAGAUUUGACAGAAAUCUUCUUCGGAACGGAAGACGAAGACGACGCCCAGUUUGUUCAGCUGGAGGACUGCGGUCAUGUGCUAGAGGUUAGCGGACUGGACCAGUGGAUGGACAGCACCGACAAAAACAUCAAACUCAAGACCUGCCCAAAAUGCAAAACGCCGAUACGACGAAACCUGCGCUACGGCAACACCAUCAAAAAGACGUUGGUGAUGAUCGAGAAGGUGAAGAAGAAGUGUUACGGUGAUGAUGUCCAAAAGGCCCAAACAACAGCCACUGCCAACAGGUUGAUGGUAGAGCUCCAAACCGAUGCUGAUCUGCUCACGUGUCUACAGACCUCAGAGGAUCUUCUUCAGCAAAUGCAACGCCAUCGUCUGUUCUCUCUGGACCAAGUGGCCAUGUAUGAAAACAAAGUCCUUUUCCUGAAGAGUCUUGCAAAAGUAAAGAAAGAGAAGAGGCGAGAUCGAAAUCUCAUUUUUGGAGAAACACGCCACAUUACAGGGAUGGAUAAGGAAAUCGAAGAGAUGGAAGCGUGGCUGCAUCGUCGAACGGCCCGGGUGGGUGAACAGGAGUGGGAGGAGUUUGGGAGAGAGAUGACCCGACUGAACUUUCUGCUGAAGCUCCGCAUCCUUCAAGCGAUCAUCCGGAAGAAGGGAAUCAGCCUCGACGGCCUGGCACAGGGGAACCUUGAUCUUGCAGAAUGCAGGCUGACCGGGGGCGAAGUGUUCACGGAGAGCACAGAGCAGCUGGUCAAGCAAGCCCUGGAAAAAGUCAAGAGGCUAACACCCAGGCUGGCGGGAGGUGCCGACAUUGGUAUCUCAGAAGAAGAGCGGGUUCAGGUGGUCAAGGCCAUGGGUCUAUCACAGGGACAUUGGUUCCAAUGUCCCAAUGGACAUGUGUACGCCAUUGGAGACUGUGGGGGAGCUACGGUGGAAAGCACGUGCCCAGAGUGCAGAGCUAGAAUCGGAGGAGGGGGCCACAGGCUUCGGUCGGACAACCGUUUGGCGCCGGAGAUGGACGGAGCAAGGCACGCGGCAUGGUCUGAUGCGGCCAACAUGGAGAACUACCUACUGGACUUUGACUGAAAGGGACAAUGGAUCACAGUUGGCCAGGUGACAGUUGUUAAUUCAAAAAUCACAAUUUCAGCCAUGUGUUGUUUGGUAUUUUAGGAAGCAUCAGUAGGAAAUUGACUCAUUUGCUUUUUAAUUUUGAUCUUAAUAAGACAAUGUGUUUUCCUUAUCUUGGAUUAAUACCAUGGUCGGUUCUUGAAUAUGUCCAACAUUAAAUUCGAGUAUGAGGUGAACUAUAACGAAAAUUGUGAUUUUGUGGUUUAUGUAUACAUGUAUGCUGCAUUGUUGAAACUAUUUGGAAAUCAGUAUGCUUACACCUGGUGUGCUAAUAACUGUUUAAUAAUCAACAAUAGACUUCGUAGCAAGGAGCAUUGUGUCCUCUUUUAAACAAUUAAAAAAUUAUUUUCUCACAUAUUGAACAUAUUUCUUAUACUUAGUUACUAAGUUAGUACUUAACAUGAUUGUACAAUGCAGUUGACCUUAUUCUACAAUUAUUACAUAUGACUUGCAUCUGCUAUAUUUGCUAUAAAAUGUUACUGAUGAUGGUGUGAAAUGAUGGUGUGAAAUAUGACAUUUAUGAUACUAAUGAAUAAUGAUUCACGGAACUACGAGACGGUUUAGAUAAUCAUACAUGAUGUGCCUUGAAUUUGUUUGGUUAAUUAUAUUAGUUGCGACAAUUGACAUGAAAGUAACUUGAAAAGUGAAUAUUUAGGGAUGUCAAAGGAGAUGACUAUAAUUUCAAAUCACCGACCAAUAGCAAGAUUUUGUAGUGAAUACUUUUAAUGCAUUUGUAAUGUACUUAAAUCUAAAAAGGUUAUGGAAACAUUUGAGUGUUUUAUUGAAAUGAUGUGUUAUGCAGUUACAAUUCAUAUAAAAGCAUUCCUUUAAUCCAGAGACAUUGAAUAAAAAUCCUUUAAAUUUCACCCGCUAGUGUUCAUUAUAUGCUUGUAAUUUCUCUUCACUGUUUUACUCGAGUGCAGAUUAUUCAUAAAUUAUAUUGACUGCAAAAGACCUCAUCCAGAUACUUGAAGAGCAUCACAAGAAGAAAUCUGGAACUGAAAUAAAGAGAAACUG
Messenger RNA from Branchiostoma belcheri (Belcher's lancelet), 6763 nucleotides. RefSeq names its product NFX1-type zinc finger-containing protein 1-like. Bases 170 to 5704 code for a protein of 1844 amino acids. Gene Ontology annotation, molecular function: helicase activity; zinc ion binding. The transcript is spliced from 12 exons. Gene Ontology annotation, biological process: regulatory ncRNA-mediated heterochromatin formation. NCBI's taxonomy places the organism in Eukaryota, Metazoa, Chordata, Leptocardii, Amphioxiformes, Branchiostomatidae. Gene Ontology annotation, cellular component: nuclear RNA-directed RNA polymerase complex; nucleus. The record is from RefSeq and is a predicted model, not a curated record.